Messenger RNA from Bradysia coprophila, 756 nucleotides. RefSeq names its product putative gamma-glutamylcyclotransferase CG2811. Gene Ontology annotation, molecular function: gamma-glutamylaminecyclotransferase activity. The record is from RefSeq and is a predicted model, not a curated record. Gene Ontology annotation, cellular component: cytosol. Lineage: Eukaryota; Metazoa; Arthropoda; Insecta; Diptera; Sciaridae.
AGACAUUAUUAUGAAGAAGGAAUUCACGUACUCCAAAUUAUUGUGUGCAUCUCAUUCCUUAUCGGCUUUAGAGAAGCAAUUUAGUUAUUCUUAGAGGUUUAUAGCCGGAAAUCUGUUAAGUCAACGUAUAUAUCCGAAAUGAGCAACAGUUUGUUGAAGGUGUUUGUUUACGGAACCUUAAAAAAUGGUCAACCCAAUCACCACUGGCUAACAAACACUUCAAAUGGCUUGGCGAAAUUCCUGGCACAAGGAAAAACGAAAGAUUUAUUUCCGCUGGUGAUAGCUACUCCGUAUAAUGUUCCGUUUCUUCUAAAUAAUCCUGGAAUCGGACUUAACAUUAAAGGAGAGAUCUACGACAUUGACGAAAGAAUGUUGGGACAAUUAGAUAUCCUUGAAGACUACCCGAGACUCUAUGAUCGACAAAUACAGGAUAUUGUCACUUGUGAUGGGAUCAUUCAGUGUUGGAUGUAUUUGUUAAAGAGUUUUCCAAAUCAACUACUCGACAAACCCCAUAUGGACGAAUAUAAAAACUCCAUUGAAAUGCCGUACAUAGAAAGUUAUAUCACCAACUGUACGCCGGACGAUUUGAUUGGUGAUUCGGCAAAUUUAUGAUAAAAUAAAUGCUCGUGUUAGUGGUCAUCUGUUAUCGAUAGCGACGAUAAAAAUGAGCAAUACAUUCGACUAACGUGGUUUUCCUAUAUUAUAACAACCUGUAUGUGAAAACUGUUUGGUAAUUAUAUAGACUAAUAUGUUGCU